AUGAAGUUGUUGCGGUUGGCGUUGCUUGUCGUCGUCCCCUACCUCGUGUUCCAGGUGUUCGACUGGCUCUACUACCACUGGCUCCCGUCAAACUACCAGCUCGACCAAACCGUGCUCGAAAGAUUAGUCCACGAAACGUUGGAUGUCCACGGUAAGGAAGGAAACUCGACCGAGAUCAUGAUUGAUUUGGGGGCGAAAAUCAAACAAGAGUACCCCGAUUUGAUUAACGAGCUCAAUUUCGACGACUGGGUGUUUAACAAUGCCGGUGGGGCCAUGGGACAAAUGUUCAUUUUACACGCCCUGAUCUCGGAAUACUUGAUCUUUUUUGGUACUGCCACCGGUACUGAAGGUCACACUGGGGUCCACUUUGCCGACGACUGGUUCCACAUCCUUACCGGCCACCAAAAGGCGGCGUUUGCCAAUGAGCUCCAACCGGAGAUAUACUACCCUGGCGACGUCCACCAUUUGAUUAAGGGCCAAGUGAAGCAGUACCUGAUGCCUCUGGGUGGCUACGCUCUCGAAUUAGCCCAAGGUUGGAUCCCGCUGAUGUUACCGUUCGGCUUUUUGGAUACGUUCUUCUCCACCUGGGACUUCCGCACCUUGUACCACACCUGCCGGUUGACCGCGAAAGAUAUGGUCGGCCACUUGCUCCGCGGCAAGUUUUAA
This is a messenger RNA of Diutina rugosa, 666 nucleotides long. RefSeq names its product C-8 sterol isomerase (gene ERG2). The transcript has a single exon. Gene Ontology annotation, biological process: ergosterol biosynthetic process. The record is from RefSeq and is a predicted model, not a curated record. The coding region runs from base 1 to 666 and encodes 221 amino acids. Lineage: Eukaryota; Fungi; Ascomycota; Pichiomycetes; Serinales; Debaryomycetaceae. Gene Ontology annotation, cellular component: endoplasmic reticulum.